AUGGCUCACCAAAUAUCCUCUGUGCCCGAUGCUCAUGAGAAUGGCAUAAACAAAAUAAGAGACAAGGGAUCUGACCUGUUGCAUGAUAGCAGAAUUGCCAAUACAUCAGAGACCGGUACGCAUCUACCCGGAGAUAACAGGAGACUGUACAAAGUAUGUUGGGAUGAUAUGACGGAAUUGGAAGACCCGGAGAAAUACCGUGCCGGUGGCUUCCACCCAGUCAAUAUCGAUACGUACCUAGAUCUCGAGGAGAGAUUUGAGGUCCAUCACAAGCUUGGCUAUGGACAUUACGGAACAGUGUGGGCAUGUUUUGAUACCAAAAAAGAGGAUUGGGUGGCAAUAAAGAUACUUCAACACCGAGACUCAAAUGAAAAUUGUCCAGAACUCAGACUACUCGAGCAGUUGGCCGGGAUAUCUGUAGAAGAGCUUGAGGAAAAUCACAUCUUUCUCGCCCGAGAAUACUUCUGGCUUUCAGGUCCCAACGGGCGACACCUCUGUCUUGUUAACCCCCUACUCGGACCAAGUAUCCGGGAUGUGGAAGAUGUUGGACUACAUACCCCUGAGUUACUUACCGACAUUUGUUUCCAAAUCUGCAAGGCCAUCAGCUUUCUACACAGUAAAGGGAUCUGCCAUGGGGAUAUAAGCCCAGGAAACAUUUUAUUUCAGCUGGAUCAGGAGGCGAUAAUGGAGGACGAACUCUCCGGUCGACAGCUGGAACGGUAUCUGGGCGAGGUACUCGCCUUCGACUUGGCCACGACUUGGGGUGGUACCACCGCGCCAUACGGCCCCGAGAAGCUGUACCUCCGGGGCUCGACAGAACAGCUGGAGCAAAAGUACAGAACGGGGAAGAUUGCAAUCAUCGAUUUUGGACUCUCAUAUCUUUCCAAAGACGACCCAAACGAAGGCCUGGAUUUCCAGAUAUCCUAUGCCGCGCCAGAACUUUUGACGACGACGGGUCAUGGUGGGCCCUCAACCGAUGUCUGGGCACUAGCGGCUACCCUCUUCGAAAUUCGC
This is a messenger RNA of Truncatella angustata, 1014 nucleotides long. Its product is annotated as kinase-like domain-containing protein. The transcript has a single exon. The annotation marks the transcript as partial. Lineage: Eukaryota; Fungi; Ascomycota; Sordariomycetes; Amphisphaeriales; Sporocadaceae. Gene Ontology annotation, biological process: protein phosphorylation; spliceosomal complex assembly; regulation of mRNA processing. The record is from RefSeq and is a predicted model, not a curated record. Gene Ontology annotation, molecular function: ATP binding; protein kinase activity.